Messenger RNA from Oncorhynchus kisutch (coho salmon), 2780 nucleotides. RefSeq names its product E3 ubiquitin-protein ligase MARCH4. Bases 1148 to 2494 code for a protein of 448 amino acids. Gene Ontology annotation, biological process: protein ubiquitination. The transcript has 4 exons. The record is from RefSeq and is a predicted model, not a curated record. Gene Ontology annotation, molecular function: zinc ion binding; ubiquitin-protein transferase activity. Lineage: Eukaryota; Metazoa; Chordata; Actinopteri; Salmoniformes; Salmonidae.
GGAGCUGUCCCAUCCUUAAUGGUGCUGAACCCGCCGCGAGAAAAGAACCAUCGAGUCGAAUGGAUUUCAAAAGCACAGAGACAACGGCCACAUCAACCACUUCCCUCCGGUUUCGCUGCUCCUGUCGACCCAAAGGCAUGACAACAACCGUUUUGGGGUGAAUUAAAGCACUGUUAUGUCGUUAAAAUAUGUGGAUUACCCGCUUGUAAAGAGGAUGCUCCGUGUGAGAGAAAAUGACGGUAGGAGGCUAGGCUCUGUGGAAGCGAAGCCUAGGGCAUGUUCGUGACAUCCCUAAAUGAUCUUGUAGGCUUUUGUUGUGGGAAUAGCCUCAACCUCCUCAGACAGACCGUUGAAUUGACAGGCGACGAACGCAAACUACCGUGGAAACUAUAUUCGACUGCAGCCGAGGACAUAACCUUUAAAGCAUCCAUCAGGAUAGAGUAUAGAGAAAGGACGAUUUAAACAGGGCUCGACUGGUCAACGGGGUGGGGGGUGGCGGUUAUAUCAAGGACCACUGGCCACAUAGCGACUGUUAUUACAACAUGUAAUGGGACAUUGUUGGUAGAAGGCCCGUAAAGAAACAAAACUGUUGGAUUAAUGGAACCAGAUAGGCUACAACACAGGAUUGAUAAAGGGCAACGGGAGAGUAGGCUAGAUAAUAAGAAUGAAAAGAUCGCAAUAGUAUAGUCUUGUUCCCAAGAUUCGGUUUGUGAUGCCGUUGGAAUGAAAUGGGAAGAUGCCCAGCUAUGUGCCUGCCCGUUUUCUCUAAGGUAUAUGAGACAUGUAAGUCUAUUUGUUUAAUAUGUAGUCAGGGUUUUCCUGUAACCUGAGCAAUUACUUAGUUACAGGCAAGGCUAGUGCACGAUAGGGUUAUCUGACAAGGCUGAGAAAUGAUGUGUGGUGGUGCGCGCACACCAACUCAUUCGAUUUAUUCCGGCUGAUUCGAGUUUAGAAUUCAGAGCUAAAUUGAAAAUAGCUGUUGAGAGAAAGAAUGUCAUUCAACCCAACUGGAAAAGACACAACAGAGGAGACUCCUCUUUCCGAUCAUCCUCAACGAAAUAACAGUAAGCUUUUCCUUUUCUCUUCAUGUGCUCUGCACGUUUCUGAAUAGAAAUCUACAUCUGUAUCCUCCUAUAGAAACAGACACAUGUUGUUGUCUCUCGGGGUGGUUGUAUGGUGCUGGGGAUUGUUGAGCCGGAGACCGAUGCUGCUCCGCCGCCAGGGCAUGUCCAAAGGCCGCUGUUGCGUUUUGUUCAGUGACCUGAAGGUUUUCUUACUCAGACCGCCGGUCCCGGCUCCGCCACCGGUGAUCAUCCCCAUGAACGGACAAUAUACGGACAGCAAUGGGUCCGGCAUCGGCAUUGAUGUUGCCAUCGACAACAGCAACUCUGCAGCGAGUGCACCUUCACCAGAGGCGGAUGGUUAUGCUACCCCUGGCCCCCCGACAGGAGAGCCUCCUUCUGCAGGGACAAACGAGCCUAAAGCGACAGAGGAAUGGCAGCAUGCUACGGGACAGACUGGACCCCUGGACUAUGGCAGCUCAGAGGAGGACUGCUCCAAAGAGAAGUGGGAGGAGAGAUUCUCCCAGAACAGUCGCACAGACAGUGGUGUUAGGACUCCCCAGUGCAGGAUAUGUUUCCAAGGUCCAGAACAGGGGGAGCUGCUGAGCCCGUGUCGCUGCAGUGGGUCUGUCCGCUGCACCCAUGAGCCCUGCCUCAUCAAGUGGAUCAGUGAGAGGGGCUCCUGGAGCUGUGAGCUCUGCUACUACAAGUACCACGUGGUAGCCAUCAGCACCAAUAACCCGCUCCAGUGGCAGGCCAUCUCUCUGACAGUGAUAGAGAAGGUCCAGAUAGCAGCGGCCGUGUUGGGCAGCCUGUUCCUCAUGUCCUCUAUCUCCUGGCUGGUGUGGUCGUCCCUCAGCCCCUCGGCCAAGUGGCAGCGCCAGGACCUGCUCUUCCAGAUCUGCUACGCCAUGUACGGAUUCAUGGACCUCGUCUGCAUCGCGCUGAUCGUCCAUGAAGGCCCCUCAGUGUUCCGGAUCUUUAACCGCUGGCAGGCAGUGAACCAGCAGUGGAAGGUGCUCAACUACGACAAGAUCAGAGACACUGAGGACCACCAGAGAUCCAGGCUGACGCCCAGGCACCUGGCCCUGCCCAACCCCAGGACGAGUGCUCCUCCCGGGGCAGAGCCGGGGGAUGAAAUGGUCUCCCCCUCCACCUCCUCCCUCAUGGCCGCGGUGGCCGCCUCCGCGCCUGGCUACACCGUGACCACAGCCGCAACCGCCAGCCUGACGACGGUGACAACGCAGGACUCAAUGUCGGAGCAGGGGCCACCAUCCCUGCCAGACCACCACUGUGCGUACAACAUCCUCCACCUGCUCACCCAGCACCUCUGGACAACGCAGCAGGAGCACCGCCCCACUCAAGUCCAUCCCCAGCCUCCGCAGCCCAGCAACAGCAGCCGGGAGCUGGUCAUGAGAGUCACUACGGUCUGAGGCUUCAACUGAGGCCUAACUUUGUUAUGUUACAACAACGAGAGAGACCGACAUAAGAGAGAGAGGGGUGUGUGGCCUCGUUUUGGGAGUUUGAAUGGAGGACUGGGAGACGUUGCUGCUGCUUCACAGAGAUUUACAUGAAGUUACUCAAUGCUGCCUGGGACAGAAAGAUGAAGGAGCGAGGGAUAGAGUGUGGGUGAGGGAUAGAGUGUGGGUGAGGGAUAGAGUGUGGGUGAAGGAUAGAGUGUGGGUGAGGGAUAGAGUGUGGGUGAGGGAUAGAGUGUGG